CCCGUAGUAGAGUUGACGCCGCAGACAUUAAGUUACGAAUAAACACAUCACAACAAAAUCUACAAAUAAGCGCUAGUAGCUAAAGAAAUGUCUGAAUCCAUUAAAUACCCGCGUGCGGGUCAGGUACUUGGUAGGAUUAUUGACAAUAGUAUCUAUCAAGCCAAUUUUGCUAACACUUUCAUUCCAGACGAGAGAGCCUUUCUAAACCCCCGUUUCCCCGCGUCGACUGCCGACCGUUCUGAGAGUAGUGACUCGGAGGACCCUUCAUUUCCUGACGCGACGUACCCCCACGAGUUGGUUGGUGGUUCCCACAAUGCCUACCCUUUAGGGUUUGCCGCCCAAGGAGGCGCUGGACAAGGCUCCGAGAGGGUGGGAGAGUGGUACGGCAAAGACAGGAGGAAGCUUUGUGUUAACAAGAGAUUUCAAAACAUUGUUAGAGACUUUGAAUCAAAGUAUAACAAAGGCACCUUUGAGGGCUUUGAUGGGUCGUUAGAGCAGCUGAACGAAUUCAGAGAAGUUCUCAGGUCGGCUCUCGAGGCGAUCGGGUUAGAAGACAAGUUGGUCGGAUUAGAGCCUGACGAUUCAAUCUACAAUAUACAUGGAAAGUGCUCCAUCAAUAAUCAAAGGGACAUUUGGUACGCGCCUCGCUUCGUAUUGAACAAUGCUCAGAACGAAAACGAGGGCGUUGAUGUAUUCCCUGGAUUCGAUCACUACCUAAGAUUAUUAGGAGGUGGUUACGGUAUACUUAAGGGUAGUGGUCCCCGCGUUGAUAGAUUCGUGACGAGAAAAGAAUCAAUCGGUAUUGAGUGGUCUUCGCCCCAGAGCGCAUGGAAGCUCCUCAAAGAGGAUGCAGAGCUUAAGACCAAGACUAUACCUGAUCGCUUCGAGGAUUUGCCGAAGAACCCUCUCAUGUACCCUUCCAAGGACAUGACCGACGGCCUCCGCGACAAAUUCAAGACUGUACUUCAAGCCGCCGUGGAUAAAUUUAGGCGCUCUUACGGUCUUAUGAAAAAGACGACCGAAACUCGAAGAAUAAGACAAGUGUUGGCGAACAUCCGAGUUGACGCCGAGAAGGCAGCGGUAGUCUUAAACGAAAUCUUCACUAGAUUUGUCAAUCAUGGGAAGUACGCCUCCAAGAACCAGGAGGAAGCCUAUAACGAAUUUAGAAACUUGUUUUCUGCGGUUUCCGAAUAUAGAGCAUUCGUAAUUGUUCAACUCUCCGCCUAUGAAAUCUUAUUUGCCAGAGGCGAGGAAGGGCUCGCACAAUUGGUAGCUGCGGAAGACGGAUAUUUGCUCUCCCUGAUCCUACAAGAACAAUGUUGGUACGAGCUUGAUAACUACCGCUCGAAGGAAGUGUUGGCUAAGACCGAGCACAUGGAUGUAGUCAUUCGCAGGAUGCGGUUACGGAAAGGACUCGAUAAAUAUUGGGCCAUGCGUAGGCAGAAAAAUGCCGAGCACCUUAAGAAUUGGUCAGAAAAUGCGGGUGCCACGGUAACGGAAGAGGAAGAGAAGCAUAAGGAACAGCAGCGACUAUACAAGGAGGAGGAGAAAAAAGAAAGAGUGAGGCGAAGAGAGAGGACUCACAAGCGGAGGGAAUUACACAAAAGCCAGAACCGGCCGCCUGUCCAGGAGCCAGUCGAGACUCCCGACAGUAAACAGUCGAGCAGUCGAGCAUCCAAGGCAACCUCUACGCAACAAGUAGCAGCUCAGGCCCGUGAUAUCGUAGUUGGGCAUCUGCAGGAAGUGAGGCGGCAUUAUGAGGCGGAAGUAGACGAAGUCGUGAAAAAAAACGACGCGCUCGACGAGAGCGACCCCGGCAACUUUGCUGAUAUUCACGCUAAUAACGAGGCCAUCCAGGCGGGAAACAACCUAAUCCAGGCGCUAGAAUUGAAGAUAGCCGAGGCUCUAAGCUCGAAUGGAAAAUCCUCCGGGGCGGGGACCUUGCAAACGCUGCCAGACCUCCAAAUGGCAUUUUCAAAUACCAAGACCAUCCCAUUGCCUAAAAACCUCCCUACCAAUAUCACAAGCUAUGCACCCGGUAAUCUGCCCGGUAAUCAUCCGAACGUGGGCAUUCCUAGAGUACUCAUAGGUGCUAACGGUAGAGACUUCGGCAUGGAUCCCCUUCAAUCCAAUACCGGAGAUGAUACCGAGGAAACGGAUGCUGACGAGGGUAGUGGUGACCCAACCGACCAAGGCGAGAGCUAUGACGAGGAGCCUUCUGGUGGUGAUAGUACGAAUGUGGACCAGGACCAGGACCAGGGCCAAGGCGAUGACAGUGGCGUUGAGAUAACCAACUUUUUCGGCGGAAUCAGCGUUCCUGAACACUCCCUAAAGAAACCCGAACAACCAAAAGAACAACCAAAAAAUAAGGCAGAACUUGAUCCAUGGGAUGCUUUGGAGGUUCCAGAGGAGUACAAUACCUGGCUACACGAGCAGUUCCCGAGCUCACGGGAUAGGCGUGCGCAAUGGAUCAGGGUCUUUAGCCACACUUGGCCUAAAUUGGAAUCUCGUGAAUUCAACCCGCCAAUAGCAGGCUGGACUUAUGAGACUUUUAGGGAACGUGAAAGACCCACGCACCCCGAUAGGAAGGUCGAAGUCUAUAUGAAUGAGUUUGUAAAAGCUCAGGUAUUGAAAAUCAAAGCCGAAGGGACGGGCUGGACUGUUGCAGCGAUAAAGGAUGGAUGGAAUAUUCUGAAACCUAAGGUCAAGCGACAUUUCCACGAUUACAUGAUAGCGAUCGCGAGAUUCUUCAAUAACCUUAGAGAAUUCGAGGAUGAGCCAGUAAAACCAGCGUAUUUGCAAGAACAAGAGGCUCAUAUGAAAAAGCCCCCACCAAAGAAACGGCCUUAUGACCCGAGAAAGCCCCAGGUGCCAGGUAGCAGGACCGGGCCUUCUCCCAUCCCACCGCCAGGCGCCAAGACUCCUCCGCCCGUCCCGCAAACACGUGCAUGGAAUACGAAAGAGCUGGAACACCUCAAGUUCGAAGAGUUUUAUAACACGUUGCCAGAGGAGCAGAGGAAAUUAAUACCUGUGAACGAGGCUAAGGCAAGUGCACGAAUUAUAAGGGGCACCAUAGGGAAAAUAGGGGCAAAGUAUGCCAAACCGCUAGCGCCGCCCAAAAUUUCACCGAUUCCAAAUACCUAUUUAUCAAAGAUUCAACCGCCAACGCCACCGAAGCGGCCCCGGGAGCAACCAAGCGGCCAAUCGAAGCGACAGAAGGUCGAAGACAAGCCCGGUCACCCCAAGCAGUGGACAUGGAGUCAGUGGGACGAGAACAAGGGCAACUACGAAAGAUUCGUGAACGCGUUGCCGCCUACGGAACGGGAUGACGCCCUUGACAGCUAUCAUGAAUGGCGAGAAGAUGCGCUUGACAGGCUAAUGAAGGAGCACGAUGCGAAGGCGAGCGAAGCUCCAGCGAUAGAGAUUAUCCCGCCUAGCCCAGAGAAAAAGAGCACCGGAGCGGCUCCUGUGGCGUCGAAGGCAGGGAAGAGUGAAAAACCUGUAACCCAAAAGCCAAAGUCUAGCCUGGAAGGAGGUUUAUUUGGACCGGGAUGGUCACCUCCACCACAUGUACAGAAGCUUCUGGACACGAAACAGCAACAGCAACCCAAGGGCGUUGAGCUCUUAUAUUUGAAGAAUGUUCCGUUUGAACCGGUGAAACCCAAAGCGACAAGCUCAAAGCCGAUAGUACAGGGGCAGCCCCUAAGUUCAAUACCCAAAGUACCGAUAGUGCCCACCAAGAAAGCACCCGGGCAGUCGGCACUGAUCCAGGAGUUGACAGCACCUGCGGGCAAGCCCAGGCCUACUUGGGGAAAUGACCCGGCGAAAACCGUCAAGCCACCGCCAAAGGGGAUGGGAGCGUCGGCCGCCACGCGCGGAAGAGGAGGUUUGACAAGACCCAUCAGAGCCGCAAGGUCACCAAGUUUUUCGCACGUCAUCAACACCCACACUUCUGGCGUCACCUCGAAAAAGGGGCCUGCUGACGAACGGGUCAGUAAUGUUAAGGCGCAACCCGGGGCCAAGAAGGCUGAGGACGAUCUAGAAGCUAUCCCCGGCUCUAAUGGAUGGCCAGAUCUACAAUACGUGCUCCAGGCCUACUUCCGCGCCUACAUCGCGCACCAUGUGCUCCGACAACGCGGUAUGUCUAAGCCAGGCGAGGAUCGUCGAUGGGUGAAAGACGAAAAGGAGAUUCCGGGGUAUCCUGUCCCUAUUCACGGUUCCAGGCGCAUCAACGAAUAUGGUGUUGCCAUACUAUGAGUUUAAGGGCCGAUAGGGUAAGAAUUUACCGGUUACAACUUCUUCGUUAUUACCGUUGUGGAGACGGGGAGAACUAUCUGCUUAGGUAGAGAAUAGGGGUUAGGGGAUUAUGUGGCUCACCCGCUUAUAUGAUAUAAGUAGGGAGUGCUCAUUUGGAAAACAGAGAAGAGGGAUGGGUGGAUGCUGUAAAUGUUUUUUUGUUUUAGCAUAUCUGUUUUAGGUCUGAAAUAGGGAAGAAAACGGACACACGACUUACAGAGUAGACUGUUUGGCUGUUUCUUUUGUACCUUAUGUGCCUAGGUAAUGAAUAAAGUGUUUAGCAUUCCUCCGUUCAUGUAAC
Messenger RNA from Hypoxylon trugodes, 4597 nucleotides. RefSeq lists its product as uncharacterized. NCBI's taxonomy places the organism in Eukaryota, Fungi, Ascomycota, Sordariomycetes, Xylariales, Hypoxylaceae. Bases 88 to 4257 code for a protein of 1389 amino acids. The record is from RefSeq and is a predicted model, not a curated record. The transcript is spliced from 2 exons.